GAUUACACUAGCGUUUGGUAGACUUCCAUACCAGUCCUUGGACAAAACUUAAGAAUUCUCCGACUAGGAACAGGCAAAGAACAUUUUUUUCUGCUCCAGCCCUCUCCAGCAAAGCAUCCGGCUCAUUUGCAUGUUCCGCUCGCUCGUCCUAAAAAUGGCCGAAAACGCAGCCAAGCGGCUCAAGACCGACAACGGCGUAGUCGCCAUCGGCACGCACAACGGCCACUUCCACGCCGACGAGGCUCUAGCCGUCUACAUGCUGCGCACCCACGUCCCUACCUACUCGGGCGCCAAGCUCGUGCGCACGCGCGACCCCAAGUUGCUCGACGAGUGCCACACGGUUGUUGACGUCGGCGGCGAGUACGACGCCGCGCGCAACCGUUUCGACCACCACCAGCGCAGCUUUGGCACCUCCUUUCCCGGCCGCCAGACCAAGCUGAGCAGCGCGGGGCUGGUGUACAUGCACUUUGGUCGCGAGGUUAUUGCCCGGCGCCUGGGGCAGGCCGAAGAUAGCGAGCAGGUUGACUUGGUGUGGCGCAAGAUCUACGAGAGCUUCAUUGAGGCGUUGGACGCGCAUGACAACGGUAUCAGCGUCUACGACCCGGCCGCGCUCGCCGCGGCCGGCCUACAGAAGAAGUUCUCGGACGGCGGGUUCACUCUGGGCGCGAUGGUGAGUCGGCUGAACCCCAACUGGAAUGAUCCCGUCCCCGAGGACCCCGCCGCGGCGCAAGAGGCGGAGGACAAGAGGUUCGAGCUGGCUAGCCAGCGCAUCGGCGAGGAGUUUGACCGCGAUCUGGACUAUUUCACAAAAGCAUGGCUCCCCGCGCGGGAGGUGGUCGCCGAGGCAUUUGCUGCGCGUCAGGAGCACGACAGCCAGGGCCGCAUCAUGGUGCUGAAGCGCCAGUCGGCGCCGUGGAAGGAUCACCUCUACAGUCUGGAGGAGGGGCAACCCGAGGGCGGCAAGGUCCUGUACGUGCUGUAUCCGGAAAAGCCGACCCCGGAUUCCAAGUGGAGGAUCCAGUGUGUACCAGUCGCCAAGGACUCGUUCGAGAGCAGGAAACCGUUGCCUGAGGCCUGGAGGGGCUUCCGCGAUGAGGAGCUGGAUGGGAUCUGUGGAGUGAGCGGCUCCAUCUUCGUGCACGCUUCUGGUUUCAUCGGAGGCAACAAGACAUACGAGGGCGUGCUCGCCAUGGCGAAAAAGGCGCUCGACCUCUGAGAGGGUUACAUGGGCGCGGCCGACGUGCCUUCGUCGCUGCCCAAGCGGGUCGUCUCAAUCCUUGAGCAUUGGGCAGCCAGGGUGGACUGAUUGCGGAGGAAGCGCCGUACGAGGGAAAGAGCCAGUC
Messenger RNA from Thermothelomyces thermophilus ATCC 42464, 1343 nucleotides. RefSeq lists its product as uncharacterized. The coding region runs from base 155 to 1216 and encodes 353 amino acids. The record is from RefSeq and is a predicted model, not a curated record. The transcript has a single exon. NCBI's taxonomy places the organism in Eukaryota, Fungi, Ascomycota, Sordariomycetes, Sordariales, Chaetomiaceae. Gene Ontology annotation, cellular component: cytoplasm; nucleus.